AUGAAUAUUUUUUUAUCAAACAAUAAUAAUGGUCCAGUUUCUCUGAUUUAUAAACUUAUUUUUCUAAUUAUAUUUGUAACAUAUUUUCCUCAAAAAAUCCAGUGUUUUAUUAAAAAUUUUGACUCGAACAUUAAAUUUAAUAAUAAAUAUUAUGGUUUAUUGAAUUUAAACCUUGAAAAUUUUAAUAGAAGGACAUUUGAACCAUCGUUUCGACUCCAAAGUCGUACUUCAAUUGAAACCGUUAUACAUACUGCUGAUUAUAAAAAUUAUGAUCCCAACUGUAUAAAAUAUCACAAAGCUAACUAUUGGAGAGAAAAGUCAGAUGAGGAAUUACACGAAGAAAUUAGGAAGAUUCGAAAAGUAUUAGUGAAAAUAGAAGAAUGCAUAAAAGUUAAAGAUCCUACACUUUUGCCGGAUUCAAAGAAAAAUGCAAAAAGAACCCAAGCACAGCUGUUGUUUAUACUCCACGAACGUCACUUAAAUUCUUUGAGAAAUUCACAAAAAGCCACAAAAAACUCAAAUAUUAAUAAAUAA
Theileria annulata is the source of this 534-nucleotide messenger RNA. RefSeq lists its product as uncharacterized. The record is from RefSeq and is a predicted model, not a curated record. The transcript has 2 exons. Bases 1 to 534 code for a protein of 177 amino acids. NCBI's taxonomy places the organism in Eukaryota, Apicomplexa, Aconoidasida, Piroplasmida, Theileriidae.